AUGUUGUCGCGCUCAUCCUCCACAGAGCCCGUUGCAAUGGACUGCGCCUCCCAGCUUCGUGCAGCGCUGGAGGAUGUCGCCGGAGCCACGUGGUGUCCGGCGCUGCACUUCACCAAGCUGGAAGAGGCCAAAGAAGCGCUGCAGUGGAUCGUGGAUGUGCCGUUGGCCUUCAUCUCGUUGGGCGAUGGUUUGUCCUUGGCACAAGGUGUCCACACAUGGCUCAACGACCCGAUGAGUGGCGUGGUCUCUCGACGAGCUGAGACCUGGUGCAGCUUCGAGGUGGAAGAGUUCUCGAAGAGAAACCUCAAAGACAUGGCCAAUGAGGUAUGCCUGAAAGCCUUGGCUCAGACGACCUUCGACAAGCGCUGCCUGGUACUUCCGUCGCAGUCAGUCCCAAGCACGGUGGACGUGGUUGUGGUGGGUGCCGGGUUGCUUGGCAUGCUCACGGCGCAACGGUGUACAUCAGCUGGCUUCAGUGUGGCAGUGCUGGAGCAGCGUCCGGUGAUUGGAGGAAUUUGGUCCAUGUAUGCCAACAGCACCUCACAGGUGAACAGCUCAGAAGGUGGCUACUGCAUUAAGGAUCUUCUCCAAGAGGAGGAGGAUGGCAGUCAUGACAACCGCGACCACAGCACUGCUGCAGAAGUUCUGAAAGACUUGGCCAAGCUAGGUGAUCAAUUGAAACAGCACAUCUUCACUUCUGUAAAGGUCAUGAAGAUUCUGGGCGAACAGGGCAGCUACACGGUGCUCUUCGAAAACGAAUUGGCGCAAGGUGCUGGGAUCGUUCAGUGCCGUGGUGUGGUGCUGUGCGUCAACGACCGUGUUGGGUUACCGAGACCACUGGAUGUGCCUGGGAAAGAGAGCUUCCAGGGAGUGGUAGCUGAUGGCACAUCAGAUUCACUGGCAGGCGUAGAUUGGUGUGGCAAGCGAGUCGUCAUUGCUGGAAUGGGCGCAUUUGCUGUGGAGAAUGUGCGUACCGCCCUAGAAAGAGGCGCAGCAGAGGUCGUCGUGGUGGCCCGUCGUCAUGGCACCAUUUGUCCCAAGGCCAUUGACUAUUUGAACUUUGUGAAACCAUGGGAUGAGAAGUACAAGCAUGACACGCAGACCAAUGUGAAACAGUUCUUGCGGUGGAAGCAGCUCUACGAAGCAUCUGGCUGUCAAGUGCCUGAAUGUUGGCCUAAGCAGGUGAAACAUGACGGCCACACCAUUUCAGUGAGCGACAUUUGGUUCAUUGCCCAUCACAUGAAGAAGCUGACCACCAAGACAGGUACGAUCAAUCGCAUUGAGAAAGAGGGCGUGGUGUUGUCGAGUGGAGACUUCAUGGCAUGUGACGUGGUGGUGGGCUGUAUUGGCUUCGAACGAUCCAACACACUGUGCGAAUGGCUCACGGGGCGCAAGGAGGUGAAGACCACAAACUAUUUGGAUCAGCACAUGAUGUACUUGGCCGACGCAGAGAUCGACGAAGGUGCAUUCAACUCCUUCUUCGGCUCUUCGGUCUUGGAGUAUGGCAAGUUCUUCACCAAUGUCUUCGUGGAGGGCCUCAAGCGGCCAGACGUCUUGGCUCAGCAGCUUUGGGGCGAGCACACCACAUCGGUGCCGAUUUCACAGAGGAAGUGGAAUCAGUACAUUGCUUCUGCCAUGAAACUCAUUGACGCAGAUGAUCAGAUUGCUCAACAUGCUCAACAACAGGUCGACAUGCGCACGAAGCAUUUCUACCGCACAAUGCCUCCCAAGAGUUUUGUGGCCGUGAACCGCCGGGAAUGGGAGGAGUUGCAUCAACGGCUUAACGGAGGGGAGCCUGCCGCGCCUGAUGGUGCCACUGACCCUGAGUGGGCAGUCCUCCCAGAUAAACGGGAAGGAAAGUGGCGGCUCCUCAAGCUCGGAACAACGGCUUCCAAUAGCCGAUGCAGCAUUGGGGACGAUGAGAAGCACAAAGGCCGUCAUUUUGCACCGCUCCACAAAAUCUACUUUUAUGACGCGUGGCGGGUCAACCCGAUCUCAGAUUUGCGCAUGGCUGUCAAAUCGAAGCCAAGCAAGCCUGCCCCAAUUGAGGAGGCAUCCGAAAUCACGCCGGGCGCCACAGUGGCGACCAGCCUAUCUUUGCCAGAUGUCAAGAUGACUCCCAGGCUUCUGGAAACUGAGGUUGAAGCAGAAUUGCUGCAGACUGCUCCAACAGAUCCAGCCAUGCCGGAUGAAGGCCUGGUUCAAGCGUUGCUGGCGUGUGCGGUGGCGGGCUUCCUCUUCAUCACUCUUGUGUAUCGUGCACCCCAUGCCAAGGCCCCGACCACCGCCCCGACGACCCCGGCGAAAAGCGCCAUUGCUGCGCCGCCGCCGCGGCCGCGGCCGACCGAGCGGACGACGCCAGUGCCGGAGCCGGAGCCACCGGUGACGCUGGAGGAAGAUGCUGCGCGGGUGAAACGAGCCGAUCGGCUGGCGCCGUUGCGCUUGGAGCUGUCGCUGUGCGGGAACUUUGCAGAGCAGCGACUCCAGCUGACCAGUGCUUUGUUGGCUGGGCUUCUGCUGGGUGCUCAGGUGGUUUUGCCGUCCCAGAUGGCUAGUGGACGUGUGACAUUCGGCGAGCUAUUUGACACUGAAAUCCUGUUGCACUUGGUGCCUGUGGCCUAUACCAGAUACUGGUGUGUCAGGAGGAACUGGACAGCUCAUUCCGUCUGGUGUGGACAAGACUGGCUUCCUGGCGUUUUGACGCGUGAGGUGGUGGAGGAGUUAGAAGCUGAAAACAAGGCGCCGCAGGCCCCCUGGGCGAAGAUGGCGCUGCCAAAGGACCGAACGGCCGCAGACUUGCCGAGACUGGGUGAGGAGUUGUGGAGGAGGCUUUUGCCCAAGGGGCUGCCGGAGGAUGGAACGCUGAAGACCAGCAGUGCCAUGCUCCUGAAGGUUGACUGCAACUUCUAUCAGCAGGUCAAUAUCAGCGAGCCAGAUAGUGCUUUUAGGUUCUUCUGGGAGAUCUCGGACGCGUUGGUCCCUGCGGAGAAUAUUUAUGAGAUUGUGGAAGCCACGAAGAGGAACAUCUUCAAGGGCUAUGCCCUCCAAGCGGAGAAGAAGUCCAAGUUAUUGGGCUACCAAAAUACCGAGGAGGUGAGCUUUGGCAUGUUGGAGUUGACGAACGAGGAGUGCUCAGAGCCCUGCGUUGACGUAGGCAAUGUGCUGCUCUCCGAGGGUGUCUCGCCCUUCAUGCCGAUCUACGUGACCGGGGCCGCGCUGUUGUCCUCGGCCUCAGCCAGGAGGCUGGUGCUGGACAAGGUCUAUACAGUGGUCACCAAGCAGAUGCUGGAGCUCCGCGUCGCCUCGCGUGCGGAGGAGCUUGUGGAGGCGAUCGACUUCAUCCUGGCCAAGCACGCCAGCAUGUUCUCCGGGCCCUCGGGAUCUAUCUCCUCCUCCUUGGCGACCUUGACCCGUCUCCAGCUGGGCCGUCCCGCCUUUCACUACGAUGGAGGAACGACGCUUCUGGAAUUUCAAGAGAUUUUGAGACCAAAGAAGUCUACAACUCUGCCCGUUUUUCGAUACCCAAUCAAAUGGGUGUUUUCCCUUGCCGCACGUGCCAAGAUUUCCUCCGCCUGGAACAUGAGCCUGGCUGCAGUCAGAAGUUCGGCGGUCCAUGGGGAUGCUGUGGUUCCGGUGUGCCUCACUGACGCAGAGCCAGAGAGUGUGAUGGUGAAAGCAUUGAUCCAGUUGGGUGUGCGGGUCUUGCAUCAUUUGCCUUCUUGGGCAGACACUGCUUCUGCUGUGUGGAGGCAAUGGAAGAGCAAGUCGGAGCGGAAGUGGAAAUUCACGUUUCCCGAGUUCGACGAUUUGAAGGGCGCAUGCAUGCGCUUGGAUGUUCCAGUGGUAGGGAUCCUGGACCCCUUGGUGCUCUACACCGAUGUGGACAUUCUCUUCCACGAGCGGCUUGAGUGGCCGAAGAUCCUGGGACUGACGGAGCAUGGUGACCGAGAUCAGGAGGCCUUGCAUGCCUUGGCGCACAGUACGGAGUACGGUACCUUCACUCACCCCAGUGGCGGCAUACCGGAGUUCUUCAGCAUGGCUACGGAACUCAUCCAGAGCUACAAUGUGGAGAAGACCGACACGGGCGUGAUGCUCAUGAAUCUGCGAAACUUGCAGAAGACCUAUGUCAACUUCACUCAGUUCCUCUUCAACCGGAAGAAAGCAUGGGAUUAUGUGCCCUCCGAUCCCUGCAACUACAAGGCCUUCUAUCGCAGCAACAAAGGCAAGCUGCUUUCUGGGUCUCUUCCCUUCGCCAUGAGUUGGAAGCCCUGGUGGGAGGUGAGCAGCGACGUUCUCAUUACACACUUCCAUGGUCCCAAAUGCGAUUCGGAUAUUUUGCCCUAUGUCUACGAAGGGAUGGUCCGUUUUGAGCCCUUUCGCUCGUUCUUGGAGAAGUGCUCGAAAGAGAAGCAGUGUCAGAAGCUCUGUCAAUAUUACCAAUCUUACCUGCACUCGGUCUAUCGGAGCUUGCGGAAAGCUCAUUUGGUCCUUUCAUGA
Durusdinium trenchii is the source of this 4497-nucleotide messenger RNA. The record is from the annotation of a GenBank genome assembly. NCBI's taxonomy places the organism in Eukaryota, Dinophyceae, Suessiales, Symbiodiniaceae.